AGUGAUUCCAGUGGGUUCCUGCAAUAAGACCCCACCUCUCUUUUUGUUCAAUUUCCAUUUAUUCACUUUGUAUUGUUUUCAUUUUCCAUAAGCCAAACCAAGCACAACCCAGAGGGCCUGCCUGCAGGGACUAGAUUUUGUUGUUGUCUUAUCAGUUUCCUCUGAUAAUUUUUUUACUAAAGAAAAGUAGUGUGUGUGCUAAAUAUAAAGCAAUUGAACUAUCUCUUCUUUAAACAGAUUUCUUCACAGAGAAGUAGUGAAGAAAAAGCUAGAGAUAGAGACAUCCAAGAAAGAUCAAGAGUUGCCCGGAUGAGAUCGAAAGAUUUGAUUUUUAUCUGAGAAAAAGACUGCUCCUUCUUGUUUCUACUUAAAAAUAUAUACUUUGAAAAGAAAGCUUUCAUCUUUUCUCCUCCUCCUUUCUCUCUCGAUUGUGAGCUUUCUGGCUUCCUCUCAAAUACUUUCGAAACCAAGCUCGGCGCCUUUUUCUUCUCUCUUUUUUUUUUUUUUGUUUCUGAUUUCUUCUUGAAGAAAGAUGAUAAUGGUCUGAAAACAAAGUCCUGCAUGGCGAGCCACAGAAUUGGAGAGACGGGUUUGUCUGACUCUGCUCCUUCGUAUCACCAUCACCAUGCCCCUUAUGCUGCAGCUCUUCAUGGAAUGAAUACACAUACCAGUUUCAUUAAUCAAGAGGGAUCUGCUUUUGAUUUUGGAGAGCUAGAAGAAGCAAUUGUGCUGCACGGAGUUAAGAUUAGAAACGAUGAAGCAAAAGCACCUUUAUUCACAGCGCCAGGAAGACCAGCAGCGACUCUGGAGAUGUUCCCUUCUUGGCCAAUGAGGUUCCAGCAAACCCCGAGAGGAAGUUCAAAGUCCGGUGGGGAGAGUACAGACUCAGGAUCAGCACUCAACACUCUUUCAAGCAAGGCUGAGACUCCGCUAGAGCCAGAAUCUCCUGUUAGUAAGAAGGCAUCUUCUUCAGAUCAUCAGGCUUUUGAACAAAAGCAACUCGGGCUUCAACAUCACCAACCAGUAGAGAUGUCAAAUGAUGCUUCAAGGACAGGGCCAUCACAGAAUCAAUCAGCUGCAACACAACCCCAAGAAAAGAGAAAGGGUGCUGGUUCAACCUCAGACAAACCACAAGAUGCUAAGACAUUAAGACGUUUAGCCCAGAAUAGAGAAGCUGCAAGAAAGAGCCGUCUAAGAAAAAAGGCUUAUGUGCAGCAGCUAGAAUCUAGUAGGAUAAAGCUGACUCAAUUAGAACAAGAGCUUCAAAGAGCACGCUCUCAGGGGCUAUUUUUGGGAGGGUGCAGUGCUACAGCUGGAAACAUUAGCUCUGGGGCUGCAAUAUUUGACAUGGAAUAUGCAAGAUGGUUAGAUGAUGAUCUCCGACACAUGUCAGAGCUCCGGACUGGAUUGAAUGCUCAUUUAUCGGAUGGUGAUCUCCGGAUUAUUGUCGAUGGAUACAUUUCACAUUACGAUGAAAUUUUCCGGCUAAAGGGUGUGGCUGCAAAAUCUGAUGUGUUGCACUUGACUACCGGAAUGUGGAUGACGGCAGCUGAGCGUUGCUUCCUCUGGAUGGGCGGGUUUAAACCCUCUGACCUUAUCAAGAUGUUAACAUCACAAUUGGACCCAUUAACAGAACAGCAAGUGAUGGGAAUUUACAGCCUCCAGCACUCUUCACAGCAGGCAGAAGAGGCUCUCUCCCAGGGCCUGGAACAGCUCCAACAGUCUCUUAUCGAAACCAUUGCCGGGGGGCCUGUCAUCGACGGUAUGCAACAAAUGGUUGUUGCUUUGGGCAAGCUUGCAAAUCUUGAAGGCUUCGUUCGCCAGGCUGAUAAUCUAAGGCAGCAAACCCUUCACCGACUACGGCAGAUAUUGACAGUACGACAAGCGGCGCGGUGUUUUCUGGUGAUCGGAGAGUAUUAUGGACGACUACGAGCACUUAGCUCCCUCUGGGCAUCUCGUCCUCGAGAGACGGUGAUGUGCGAUCAAGAGAACUCGUGCCAGACGACCACAGACUUGCAAAUGGUUCAAUCUUCACAGCAUCAUCAUUUCACAAACUAUUGAGCAAAUGCAGAAAGUUAUAACUUAUAAUAGACGGAUAGAUAAAUAGAUAAUUAAAUUAAUGCUGCAGUUCUUCAUUCUUGAUGUAAUAUGUGAGCGAACGAGGCUGUUGGAUAUAUAUAUAUAUAUGUAUAUAUCCAUCUUCAAGCUACGUGCAUUUUAGAAGAGAUAGGAACUUUUUUUUUCUCUUCUGCUAUUUCUGCUUUGAAUAUCUUUAUGUUGUUAUUAAGUUAUCUUGUAAAUGUAUAUCAGUUUUAUUUAUGUGGAUGAAAGGAGGCUUCUACUUGCUUCAA
Molecule: messenger RNA, 2351 nt
Organism: Mangifera indica (mango)
Lineage: Eukaryota; Viridiplantae; Streptophyta; Magnoliopsida; Sapindales; Anacardiaceae
Product: transcription factor TGA9-like
Exons: 13
Coding region: 562-2061 (499 amino acids)
Biological process (GO): DNA-templated transcription; regulation of DNA-templated transcription
Molecular function (GO): DNA-binding transcription factor activity; sequence-specific DNA binding
Source: RefSeq, a predicted model, not a curated record